Messenger RNA from Trametes versicolor FP-101664 SS1, 659 nucleotides. RefSeq names its product HSP20-like chaperone. Gene Ontology annotation, biological process: response to heat; protein complex oligomerization; protein folding. NCBI's taxonomy places the organism in Eukaryota, Fungi, Basidiomycota, Agaricomycetes, Polyporales, Polyporaceae. The coding region runs from base 40 to 504 and encodes 154 amino acids. The transcript is spliced from 3 exons. The record is from RefSeq and is a predicted model, not a curated record.
CAACCACCAGCUCUUCGCUCUCAUCUGCAAAGCACCAUCAUGUCCCUCGUCCACUUCUUCAACUCCCCCAUCUACGACGACUUCGACCGCCUCUUCGACGAGGCGUUCUCCCGCCGCACGGCUGGCGGCGACUCCAACCAAGUCGCGCGUCAGGGGAACAACGCCCCUCGCGUCUUCAGGCCUUCGAUUGACGUGCACGAGGACAAGGAGAAGAACCUUGUGACCGCGAACUUCGAGCUGCCGGGCCUGAAAAAGGAGGACGUGAACAUCGACGUGCACAACAACGUGCUCACCGUCUCCGGCGAGACGAAGCUUGCGGAGGAGCGCACCGAGAACGGCUACGUCGUCAAGGAGCGCCGCUACGGCAAGUUCUCGCGCUCGGUCCCCGUGCCGGAGGGCAUCAGGCCCGAGGAGAUCAAGGCGUCGCUCGAGAACGGGGUGCUGACGGUGACAUAUCCGCGCACCACACCUGAGCAGGCCCCGAAGAAGAUCACUGUGCAGUAAAAAUAUCUCGUGGACUCAUCGAUGCCGUCGCCGACUGCUCCCACCAUUUUCCGCAUCAUUCUGUGUUGUACGAUAAAUGCACGCCUCGCCGCCACAUUUGUAAAAUAGGACCCAUUCAUUCCAAACAAACAAUCCUAUGUUGAUCUACAUACGGC